AUGCUGUCUCCCGUCAUACUACCCCAGGGGGCCAUCUCCCGGGCCUCCAUUCUGGGACUGAUACUAUGCAUCACGACGGCGUUGCUGAACCGCUUCCUUCGCGGAGGAAAGGCCAAGAAGUACCCAGCAGGACCCAAGCCAUGGCCUAUUAUUGGCAACAUGUUUAUCUUCAAGGGCCUCGUCUACGACACGGAGGCAACACUCGCCUGGCUGGCUAAGAAUUUCGGCGACAAGGUCAUGCUCUGGCUCUUUUCGAAGCCGUUUCUGAUCGUGGACAAGCUGGAAGAUGCCAAAGAAUUGAUGGACAAGCGAGGUGCCAUCUUCUCCGACAGACCGAAGCCGAGCAACUUUGUUGAACGCGUCUGGCCUUGCUUGCUGCCGAUUAAGCCGCUCGGUGAAGAGUAUCGAAUUGUGAGGCGAAUCUACAACGACCUGCUCGGCCCCAAGCAGUCCCAAGGAGUCAGAAAGUACCAAGACUACGAAUCUAGAAUGUUGAUGCGAGAUUUGUACCACAAUCCGGAGAAGUUCCAGGUCAUCACGCAGCGAUAUUCCAUGAGCGUCAUCUUCAGUGCCGUCUACGGCGUGCGCAUUGGCCGCCUUGACUAUCCCGUUAUUAAGGAGCUUUUCACUGUAACGGACACGAUGGCGAACUACAUUCUCCCGGGAAGCCUGCUCAUCGACUAUCUCCCCUUUCUCCAGAAACUGCCCGAGUGCUUCCAGCCGUGGCUCAAGUUUGCGGAUUCGAUGCACGAGCGCGAGUCAAGGUUCCACAACGGCUUUUUGAACGUCCUCAAGGAACAGAUCGAGGCCGGAACGGCGUCCUACUGCUUUGGUAUCGAUGUCUUGGAGCUCCAAAAGAAGAAUGACCUCAGCGACGAGUUUACGCUCGACAUCCUCAAGGGCGUCAUUGCUGCUGGCUCUGAAACGACCAGCAGCAUGCUGCAAUCCAUCUUCAAGGCCAUGGCAAUGAACCCCGAGGCUCAGAGGAAAGCACAGGAAGAGUUGGAUCGAGUGGUUGGGCCUUCACGCCUGCCACACUGGGACGAUGCCCCCAACCUGCCGUACAUCCGCGCUCUCAUCAAGGAACUUCACAGAUGGAUGCCUCUCUUCAUCCUCGGAGUGCCCCACGCUUCCACCGAGGAGGUCGUCUACAGGGGCUUCACGCUGCCCCAAAAGACUCUGAUAAUGCCUCACGUCUACCGCCUAUCGAGAGAUCCCGACGUCUACGAAGAUCCCGAUGCCUUUGCGCCCGAGAGGUUCCUCGGCGAUGACCUCGACUCCUAUGCCAGCGCCAAGCAGGGCGACUUCCGCAAGCGUGACCACGUCAACUACGGCUGGGGACGACGGCUGUGCCAGGGCAUCCAGGUCGCGGAGAACUCCAUCUUCAUGCAGGUUUCUCGGCUUCUGUGGGCGUACAACCUUGCGCCUCUGCCUGGCGAGCCUCUGCGCUUGGAUGACAAGCUUCGUAAGUUGCCCUCCUGA
Messenger RNA from Trichoderma citrinoviride, 1482 nucleotides. RefSeq names its product cytochrome P450. The transcript is spliced from 4 exons. Gene Ontology annotation, molecular function: heme binding; oxidoreductase activity, acting on paired donors, with incorporation or reduction of molecular oxygen; iron ion binding. The record is from RefSeq and is a predicted model, not a curated record. Bases 1 to 1482 code for a protein of 493 amino acids. Lineage: Eukaryota; Fungi; Ascomycota; Sordariomycetes; Hypocreales; Hypocreaceae.